This is a messenger RNA of Paramisgurnus dabryanus, 630 nucleotides long. The record is from RefSeq and is a predicted model, not a curated record. Lineage: Eukaryota; Metazoa; Chordata; Actinopteri; Cypriniformes; Cobitidae.
AUGAAUCUUGGCAAACUUCCACCUGGAACAAAAUACAGAAGGUUGCCGUGUUGUGAAAUCAGUCUACAGAUGAUUUUUUUCACGCUUCAAGAGAAAAGCAGUAUUGGAAAUAGGCUGGGACCAGGGGGAGCUGUGGUCAGAGACUGGGACCAGGGCGGAGAAACAGACCAGGGCGGAAGCGCUGGCAGAGGCUGGGACCAGGGCGAGGGCGCGGGCGGAGGCUGUGACCAGGGUGGAGGCUCAGGCGGAGGCUGUGACCAGGGCGGAGACGUGGGCGGAGGCUGGGACCAGGGCGGAGCCGCAGACUGGGGCAGAGCUGCAGACCAGGGUGGAGGCGUGGACCAGGGCAGAGGGCACGGGCAGAGGCUGGGACCAGGGCGGAGGAGCGGCAGAGUCUGUGACCAGGGCAAAGGCUGGGGCGAAGGCUUUGACCAGUGCAGAGGCUUGGGCGGAGGCUGUGACCAGGGCGGAGGCUCGGGCGUAGGCUGUGACCAGGGCGGAGAUGUGGGCGGAGGCUGGGACCAGGGCGGAGCCGUUGGCGGAGGCUGGGACCAGGGCGGGGCCGCUUACCAGGGUGGAGGCUGGGACCAGGGUGAAAUUGAAACUCAAUUGUGCUGUCAAUUUUCCUAA